AUGAAAAAACUUUCAAGUAAAUGGAAAACAAGUCUUAAGAGACAUUUUGUAAAAGCAAGCUUAAUUUCUAAUGUUAGAUGUGCUUCAUGGAAUAGUACUGGAGAUAUUCUAGCUAUUGGAACAAAUUCAGGAGAAAUUUUAUUUGUUAAAUUUGAAAAAGGUUUAGAAAAUUCUGAUGAUGUAGCUAUUCAAAUUGUUACAAUUAGUGAAGCAAAAGAAAAAUUUAUUGAAGAUAAUCCUAUUGAUUUAAAAGAUUCAGAAAAUGAAAUUAAUCAUGUUGUUUUUCAUAAUAUUCAUCCUCAUCUUUGUGUUACCUCCUCAAAUGAUCAUGUAUUACGAUUUUGGAAUCCUUAUAAUGGUGUUAAAAUUGGUGAUUGGUGUAAUAGUGAACUUGCAUCUCAAACAUUAAAUUCUAUAUGUUUUAAAGGAAAAAAUGUUACUGACUCAACAUUAUAUUGUAUAACAAAUUAUGAAAGACUAUGGAAAUUACAACAAGUUAGUGAUGAUUUUAAAGUUACAACUAAACUUUCUCAAAAUGAAAUAAAUGACAUUGCAUUGUAUGGAAAAGACAAUAAUAUUAUUGGUCCAUCACAUCGCGGUACUGUUAUAAUGUAUGAUGGAGAUACUUUAGAACAAUAUCAAAGUUUUGAAAUAGGUACUCAGAAAAGAGGUUAUAGAGUAAUUGCACUUAAUAAAGAUCAAACAUUAAUGGCAUUAGGCAAUAAUUUUGCUCAAGUACAAAUAUACAUGAUGGAUCAAGAAACAGUAUUAACUCAAUAUGAUGGAAUGAGAAACACUGUCCGUCAUUUAUCAUUUUCUGCUUGUGGAAAAUUUUUGGCAAUUGGUGGUGAUGAUGAAUAUAUUGUAAUUUUAGAGACAAAAAAUUUUACUGAAAUAUAUAGAAUCGAUAAUCUUGGUAGUAAAUGCCGAUUUUUAGAAUUUAACCCAAUAUAUCCUUAUUUAGUAUAUAAAGAUUGUGAUAGAUCUAAAAAUUCUCCAAUAAGAAAAGAAAGAAAUGUGCAAUAUGAACAAGCUAUAAUUCUUGGUCCAUUUAUAUAG
Molecule: messenger RNA, 1059 nt
Organism: Strongyloides ratti
Lineage: Eukaryota; Metazoa; Nematoda; Chromadorea; Rhabditida; Strongyloididae
Product: WD40 repeat and WD40/YVTN repeat-like-containing domain and WD40-repeat-containing domain and Anaphase-promoting complex subunit 4, WD40 domain-containing protein
Exons: 2
Coding region: 1-1059 (352 amino acids)
Biological process (GO): mRNA export from nucleus
Cellular component (GO): THO complex part of transcription export complex
Molecular function (GO): protein binding
Source: RefSeq, a predicted model, not a curated record